AUGGCUGCUGAUAUCAUGAAGUACGAUUAUGAGAAUCAUUUUUGGGGUGAAAAACAUCUUGGUUUUCAUGUAUUAUACGAGAAUAUGAAACACGGUGAGGAAACUGUAAAUGAGAUAGGACAGUUUCUCAAGGAACGUCUGGCUAUGGAAGAGGAAUAUGGUAAAAUGUUCACCAAAAGUAUGAAUCGAGUAUCAACAUUCGUGUCAAAUGGAUCAAGCCUGGAUUCUGGAUGGACGCUGGCGCGAGGAACCCUGGAACUCCUUUCGGAAAUUCAUACAAUGUUGGUGAAAAAUCUACAGGAUUUGGCUAAGGAGGUUGCUAAAUACAAGGAAGAUCUUACGAAAGCUCGAAAGGAAGCAAAACAGCAGGAUAUCUUGGAUGCUGUCAAUUUGAUGCAAACUACAACUACUUGCCUACAAAAGUCAAAGGAAACGUACUUUGCUCGAUGUGCCGAACUGGAAAAACUCAAGAAGGAAUCGAAUGUCAAUCCGAAAGAGAUUGCGAAGAUGGAAUCGAAGAUGUUCAAAUCCAGAGAAGAAUAUCGUUCAUACGUUGAUAAGUAUGAGACGGUACGUAGCGAUUUUGAAGAAAAGAUGGAACGUGCCUGUAAGAUGUUUCAGGCUCACGACAGAUCGCAUUUUGCUGCUCUUCAGCAAUUCUUGCUGAUGUACGCCGGGCAUCAACAGGAGGCUGCUUGCGCUUCUCAGCAAGUAGCAGGGCAAUUUCGAGAAUCUUUGCAACAGUUGAGUGUCGAUGAAAUGAUCGCACGCUUUGUUCGAACUAAGGGUACUGGAGCCGAAAGACCGCAACCUGCCGUAUUUGAAGAGCCAGCCGAGUUCUGUGUUUUAUCUGAUGAUGAGAUACAUCGCCGGCCAAGCGGUUCAAUGCCGUCUUCAAGUUGUUCGUCAGGAGUCGUGCCAUCCAACCCUCCUCCUGCUCCACCGACUGCAGAUGGGUUACUAUCUAUGGAUACGCUUGACGCGUGGAAUGACAACAAAGAGUCGCAGCAUGUGCAACCAUCUCCUACAGCCUCGCAUAGUAGUGACUCCACAACCGGUACUGUACCUAAUGCCGCUCCAUUUUCUUCUUCUGUUGGAGGAACAGGAGCUCUUGGAAGGCAGAAACUUUCAUUAUUUCUUCCAAAACGGAAGAAAACCGUUUCGCAGAGCAGUGCCAAUGAUGAACAUGAAGCAACAGGAGUGUAUGGUGAUGCCAUCGCUCAGUUUGUUUAG
Molecule: messenger RNA, 1233 nt
Organism: Haemonchus placei
Lineage: Eukaryota; Metazoa; Nematoda; Chromadorea; Rhabditida; Trichostrongylidae
Source: the annotation of a GenBank genome assembly